AUGACAUUCCACACAUUGCAGCAAGGUGCUGGCAACGCCAAAAAAACACACUGGCCCGUAGUAAAGCUCGAUCAGUUCAGGCACCACAUUGUCAAUGCAAAAAUGUCGGUAGAUCUGCAAAUGGCUUAUAUUUACACCGUAAUCCAUGGCUAUCCUUACGAACCGUUGUACAAUUGUUCAACUAAAACUCUGGAAGAAUGGUACGCCACCGGGGCAGUGCAGUUGCCUUUAGGUAUCUAUUUUCUUGUUACAGGAACAGUCUUGGAGAUUCUUUACAUACCGUGUCUCGUUUCUAUAUGGAGAUCAAAAUUGUUCCGCAAUUCUUGCUAUAAAAUAAUGUUUUUCCUUGGUGUUUUGGACAUGUCGUCGCUUCUUGUCAACUCUAUCAUGACUGGUUAUUUUGCACUAAAAGGAGCUGUAUUCUGUACAAAUCCAGUUACGCUGCUGACUUUGGGUGCCUUCGGCUGUGGUAUUCAUCCAGUCUUUUCUCAUUUGUUUUACUGGAUGAUACUUGCUGGACAAAUAGCGUGGCAACUUAGCGGAGGACUUGUUUGCAUUAUUUACUUGGUUAUGAAUCGCACAAUUCGACGAGGUGUCAUUGAUUUUCUAGUGCCACGAAAAUGCUCGCAGAACUUCCGUCACACUUCAUCUGUAGUGACACCAUCUGGAAUUCAAAGUCAGAAUGCAAAUAAGAAGUAA
Messenger RNA from Cylicocyclus nassatus, 699 nucleotides. Lineage: Eukaryota; Metazoa; Nematoda; Chromadorea; Rhabditida; Strongylidae. The record is from the annotation of a GenBank genome assembly.